AUGGAAGACAAGUGUACUCCAUCUCAUCUCCCGCUCGCGCGCAGAUUCUGCCUCAACGCCAAAGGCCUCCCCUACAAGACCAUCUGGGUCGAAUUCCCGGACAUCGAGGCCUCCCUCGCCAUCGCCCGCUACCUCGAGCGCACGUACCCCGGCCCCGUCGCGCUCAUCCCGCCCGCGCUCGACGGCCUCGUGGGCGACUUCCAGAAGGCGGUCUGGGCCGCGUUCGGGCUGCCGAUGAUGAGGCUCGUCGUCCCCGCGGUGCACGCGACGCUCCGCCCGGGCGCCCGGCCGUACUUCCGCGCGACCCGCGAGGCGCGGUUCGGGCAGCCCCUCGAGGAGCUCGCGCCCGCGGGGAGCGCGCUCCGCGCGGAGUGCUGGCGAAGACGCGGGAGCGGCGGGGGUGCUCGCGGGGUGAGGACGCUGCUGGUCAGCGACGCGCUACCGGUGUCGUACGCGGACGCGAUCAUGGUCAGCUGGCUGUACUGGUUCAGGGAGUGCUUGGGCGAGGAGAGCGGGGAGUGGAAGACGAUGACGGCUUGGCAUGGCGGGAGGUGGGUGAGGCUUAUGGCCGCGAUGGAGAAGUACGCCCAAGUCGACUCGGGAGAGAGCGUUCAACUGUCAAAGUUGUAG
Messenger RNA from Epithele typhae, 630 nucleotides. RefSeq lists its product as uncharacterized. The transcript is spliced from 4 exons. The record is from RefSeq and is a predicted model, not a curated record. The coding region runs from base 1 to 630 and encodes 209 amino acids. Lineage: Eukaryota; Fungi; Basidiomycota; Agaricomycetes; Polyporales; Epitheliaceae.